AUGGCGGUUCCAGGCACCCAGAUUUCCAAGCGCAGAAAGUUCGUCGCCGACGGUGUCUUCUAUGCCGAGCUGAACGAGUUCUUCCAGCGCGAGCUGGCCGAGGAGGGCUACUCGGGCGUCGAGGUCCGCGUCACCCCGACCGUCACCGACAUCAUCAUCCGCGCCACGCACACCCAGGAGGUCCUCGGCGAGCAGGGCCGCCGCAUCCGCGAGCUCACCUCGCUCAUCCAGAAGCGCUUCAAGUUCCCCGAGAACAGCGUCUCCCUGUACGCCGCCAAGGUCCAGAACCGCGGCCUGUCCGCCGUCGCCCAGUGCGAGUCCCUCCGGUACAAGCUGCUCAACGGCCUGGCCGUCCGCCGCGCCUGCUACGGCGUCCUCCGCUUCAUCAUGGAGUCCGGCGCCAAGGGCUGUGAGGUCGUCGUCUCUGGCAAGCUCCGCGCCGCCCGUGCCAAGUCCAUGAAGUUCACCGACGGCUUCAUGAUCCACUCCGGCCAGCCCGCCAAGGACUUCAUCGACAGCGCCACCCGCCACGUCCUGCUGCGCCAGGGUGUGCUCGGCAUCAAGGUCAAGAUCAUGAGGGGCUCCGACCCCGAGGGCAAGGCCGGCCCCCAGAAGUCGCUGCCCGAUGCCGUCACCAUCAUCGAGCCCAAGGAGGAGCAGACCAUUGUCCAGCCCGUCUCCCAGGAUUACGGCGCUAAGGCCGCUCAGAUGCAGGCGCAGGCAGAGGCCCAACGGGCACAGGAGGAGGGCGAGGGCGAGACGCCGGCUGCCGAGUCGUAG
This is a messenger RNA of Phaeoacremonium minimum UCRPA7, 780 nucleotides long. Its product is annotated as putative 40s ribosomal protein s3 protein. The transcript has 2 exons. Gene Ontology annotation, biological process: translation. Gene Ontology annotation, molecular function: structural constituent of ribosome; RNA binding. NCBI's taxonomy places the organism in Eukaryota, Fungi, Ascomycota, Sordariomycetes, Togniniales, Togniniaceae. The record is from RefSeq and is a predicted model, not a curated record. Gene Ontology annotation, cellular component: nucleus; cytosolic small ribosomal subunit. The coding region runs from base 1 to 780 and encodes 259 amino acids.